CAGAUCCACGGGGCGAUGCACUUUGACCGACAUAUCCGCUUCGACCUUCCGCCUCCAGGGUCUAUCCUGGCGCGCAACGUCUCCACCCGGUCCUGCCCGCCACGCACGAGCCCGGCCUCCGAUGUGGAAGAGGAGGACGAACCGCUGAUUGACGGGAAAGGAGAAAAACGAAAUUUAGCUCGCAAGCCCAAGAAAGGAACAAGGAGACAUACGGACGAUCCUAGCAGGGAAUAUUUCACUCUGAAAUUUGAUUUGAACGUGGACGUUGAAACGGAGAUCGCCCCAGCCAUGAAGAAGAAAUCUUUAGGGGAGGUCUUGUUUCCCGUCUUUGAGCGGAAAGGCAUCGAUCUGUCAAAAGUGGACAUUUAUCUGGACCAGUCAAACACCCCGCUGUCACUCAACUUUGAAGCCUAUCGCUUCGGAGGGCAUUACCUGCGCGUGAAAGCCAAACCAGGAAAUGAUCUGAAGGUCGAAGAAGCGGUGAAGGACAACAAAUCCCUGAGUUUGCCUAUCCUGCGCCCGGUGGGCAUCAGCCCCUCUUUCCUCGCCACCCCAUCUUUGGAUCGACUGGAGCAAAUUUCCCUUCGCCGGGAGAGUACUGACGCCGUGCCAAACCAAGCAAGGAUCUUUGCCACGAGGCAAAAGGAGAAGCUGGUCAGAGUGAAUCUGGGGGGCGCGGGGGUCAGCCUGGAUGUUGGAAACCCGGACAGGAUCCCUCCGUUGUGUCUCUCUCUCCCCCCCAUGCAGGAGCUGGACAAGACGGAGCAGCUGGAGAGCAAGCUGCAGUCCUUUGGCCUCUUCGGCCUGCCCCGCCUGCCCGACCAGCUGCGCUUCGACCAGGACUCCUGGGAGGACGGAGAGCAGGAGCAGGAGGAGGAGGAGGAGCAGGGCGGCCUCCGGAUGGAGGAGAGCUGGCAGCAGAUCAUCCCGGGGACUGAGACGUUGACGCGACGCCAGUGCCACCAGCAGGAAGCCAUUUGGGAGCUGCUCCACACCGAAGCCUCCUACAUCAAGAAACUGAAAGUCAUCACGGAUCUCUUCCUCUGCUGUCUUCUAAAUUUGCAGGAUUCGGGUCUCUUGUGCGAGGUGGACGCCGAGAGGCUCUUCAGCAACAUCCAAGAGAUUGUCCGGGUCCAUCGCAACCUCUGGAGGACCGUCAUGGCCCCCAUUUUGGACAAGGCCCGGAGGAGCCGAAACUUACUGGACCCCAUCGAUUUGUCCGAGGGCUUUAAUAUGUUUGGCGCCCACUUCCAGCCGUACAUCCGUUACUGUAUGGAAGAGGAAGCUUGCAUGGAAUACAUGCGGAAUUUGCUGCGACAAAACGAACUCUUCCGGCUUUACGUGACGUGGGCCGAGAAACACAAGCAGUGCAACCGUCUCAAGCUGAGCGACAUGCUGGUGAAGCCGCACCAACGCCUGACCAAGUACCCUCUGCUCCUGAAGUCCGUCUUGAAGAAGACCGAGGACCCCGAGGACCGAGAAGCCAUCAUCGGCAUGAUCACCGCGGUGGAAUCGUUCAUCAACCACGUCAACUCGCGCAUGCGGCACCACCAGGAGCAGCAACGCCUGGCGACCACCGUGAACCGCAUCGAGGCCUACGAGGUGGUGGAAGGCAGCACCGACGAAGUGGACAAGAUCCUGAAGGAGUUUCAGCGCUUGGAUCUGACAGCCCCGAUCCCCGGGACGUCCCGGGAGGAGACGCGACGGCUGCUGAUGGAGGGGGCCCUGAAGAUGAGGGAAGGCCGAGACAGCAAGAUGGACGUCUACUGCUUCCUCUUCACCGACCUCUUCCUCAUCACCAAACCAGCCAAGAAGGGUGAGCGCACCCGGGUCGUCCGCCAGCCCCUCCUGAUCGACAAGGUGGUGUGUCGGGCGCUCAGGGAUCCAGGGUCUUUCCUGCUGAUCUACCUGAACGAGUUUCGCAGCGCCGUGUGUGCCUACACGUUUCAGACCAGCGGGCAGUCGCUCUGCCGGAGCUGGGUCGAGGCUGUCUGUAACGCUCAGAAUAAGCUGCAGCAGCUGCGUCUUCAAGAGUUCCAACGCAAGCAGCAGCUUCCCCAGGUCCAGGAAGCCAAGGCGGAAGAGGAAGAGGAGGAAGAGGAAGAAGAGGAAGAAGGCAACAGGGACUCCUCGGAAGCCAGCUCCCCUCCCACCCUCCGGAAAAGCCCCAGCAGCCCGGAUUCCCAGCAGCGCCUCUCCGACAGCUCCACUGAGACCAUCUCCAUGAUCGCGGCUGAGACCGGCGAGGGAUACCUUUCCCCUUCCUUUGACGGGAGCCAGUUCCUCCCCCCAGCGGAGGAAUUGAGCCUCAGCCCCCUCCCCAAUUCCGCCACAUGCUCCUUGGAGACAGGAGAUCCACUCACCGACACCUCCAGACCCUUGUCGAAACCGGAACCCAGCCCCUGCAGCUGCUCGUCGUUCGACAGCGCCUACGGGACUCUCUCGCUCGGCUCGCUACACGAACUGGUGGAGCCGGCGCUGCCGCAGGGCGGUACGGAGGCUGCCGAGGAGGAAGAGGAGGAUGUCACCAAGCCUGGCUCCCCCAAGUUGCGUCGUCAGAUCCCUAUCCAGCUCCUGCCUGCCAAGACCAAGGUGCUGAAAUCCAAAUCCGAAGCCAACCUCGCGCAGGUUCUAUCGCCCUCACUGUUUCUCGUCCAGAGUCAAAGUUUGUUCGAACUUUCUCCUCCGGUCAUGUUGUCCGGGGGCCCUCCGACGCAGGAGCCCCAAGGCCAGCCCCUGUGCAGGGUCUUUAGCAGCAGCAGCAAUAACAGCAGCGCUUCCGAGUUCUCUGAAGCGGAGGAGACGUCCUUGCUGGGAAUCUGCAUCUCUUCGGAGCUGGCGGCUGCUGUCCCGAACGGACCCCCAUCCCCGUGCUGGCUGGACGAGGAGAAUCUGAGCGAGGAGCUGUCGGCGGAGCAGCAGGCUUUUUCGGACCCACCGGCGAUUCAGCACCGGAAGUUGACUUUGGGCCAGCUGUACCGCCUCCACACGACACUGCUGCUCAACUCCACGCUUACAGCCUCGUGA
Molecule: messenger RNA, 3027 nt
Organism: Protobothrops mucrosquamatus (brown spotted pit viper)
Lineage: Eukaryota; Metazoa; Chordata; Lepidosauria; Squamata; Viperidae
Gene: PLEKHG5
Product: pleckstrin homology and RhoGEF domain containing G5
Exons: 19
Coding region: 16-3027 (1003 amino acids)
Biological process (GO): endothelial cell migration; Rho protein signal transduction
Cellular component (GO): endocytic vesicle; plasma membrane; axon
Molecular function (GO): guanyl-nucleotide exchange factor activity
Source: RefSeq, a predicted model, not a curated record